GCGCCCAUAAUCUUUCGUGAGCGUUUCGCCGCCGGCAUCUCCGCACAUUCCCCCUCCACGGAGGCCAGGAGAAGCAGCCUCAGCCGUGUCGGAUCAGUUUUCCCAGUCCUUUCCCGUGCUUUCCUUUGCCAGCUGUUCACAGAAGCCGUCGUCUACAACGCGCACCGCUCCCCGUAGCUUUCUCUCCCCGAAAAAGCCAUUUUGUCCCCCAGACGGGCAGCCCUCCCUUCCGAGCCUGCGUUGCCCCUUUGCUUUGCGAUGGAUCUUUCGCGGGUUUGGCACCUGGCUGCCGUGUUUUGCUUGACCUACAUCCUGAUCAAAGUCAUCCAACUGCAUCGCGGAAGACAAAUGCUGCUGAAAGCUUUGAACAGUUUUCCCGGUCCUGCUCCCCACUGGCUUUACGGUAAUUUACGUGAGCUUUCACCUAUUUCCGCAAUUUACAGAAAGGUGGAGAGAUGGAGUUGUCUGUAUCCAUUUGCCUAUCCUUUAUGGUUUGGCAGGUUCACUGCAUGUUUGAUUAUCACACAUCCUGAUUAUGCAAAGCCAGUACUUGCUGGAAUGGAACCAAAGGAUAGUUAUGGUUAUCGGAAUAUAAUUCCAUGGAUUGGGAAAGGUUUACUGGUCCUGCAUGGACCAAAAUGGGCACAGCAUCGAAAGCUGCUAACUCCAGGUUUCCACUUCAGUGUGUUAAAGUCAUAUGUGCCCCUGAUUGUAGACUCUGUAAAAGUGAUGUUGAAUAAAUGGGAAGAGCUAAUCAUGCAGGAGAAAUCAGUGGAACUCUCUGAACAUGUGAGCUUGAUGACACUUGAUAGCAUCAUGAAAUGUGCCUUCAGUCAUAACAGCAACUGUCAAAUUUACAAAGAAAAUUCUUAUGUCCAAGCUGUCUUUGAGCUUUGCUUCUUGUUAUAUGCCAGGAUGUUCUACAUUGUAGGUCAGAGUGAUUUUCUAUAUUGGUUUAGUCCCCAUGGAUUUCGGUUUCGGAAAGCCUGCCAAGUUGCUCACCUUCAUACAGAGAAGAUAAUAAAGGAAAGAAAGAAAGCUUUGAAGGUUGAGGAUGAACUUCAAAAGAUCGAGAAGAAGAGGUACUUGGAUUUUCUUGACAUUCUUCUCUGUUCCAAAGAUGAAAAUGGCAUUGGAUUAUCAGAUGAAGAGGUACGUGCUGAAGUAGACACUUUCAUGUUUGAAGGUCAUGAUACCACAGCCAGUGGAAUCUCUUGGCUGCUGUAUUGCCUUGCACAGAAUCCAGAGCAUCAGCAGAGAUGUAGAGAGGAAAUAAAGACCAUUCUGGGGGAUCGUGACACCAUUGAGUGGGAUGAUCUUAACAAGAUGACUUACUGCACCUUAUGUAUUAAAGAGACUCUCCGCCUUUACCCUGCAGUACCUGGAGUGUCCCGAGAACUAAGCAAGCCUGUUACAUUUUUUGAUGGGAAAACUUUAUCUGAAGGCUCUUGGGCUGUGAUAAGCAUUCAUCUUAUCCACAAGAACCCCAGUAUAUGGGAUAAUCCAGAGGUGUUUGACCCAUUGAGAUUUUCUCCUGAGAACAUGUCCAAUAGACAUUCUCAUGCUUUCCUUCCUUUCUCUGCUGGGCCAAGGAACUGCAUUGGACAACAGUUUGCCAUGAAUGAGAUGAAAGUGGCCCUUGCUAUGACCUUGCUCCGGUUUGAAUUGUCACUUGAUUUGUCGAAGCCUCAGCCUGUUCCAAUCCCUCAGAUUGUCUUGCGUUCUCACACUGGAAUUCAUCUUUGCUUGAAGAAACUGGAGUUUUCUGCGGCCUAGACUGAGCUGCCAUUGUCUAGAUAAGCCACUAAUACAUUCUCCCAUCUGUUGAUUGUUUAUGUCUAGAGAUCCUCUGGUUUCUUUCUCAGCCUCUUUGCAAUCUCUCCCAUUCCAGUCCUGUACCUCGUAUAGGACAUUAUUCUGUCAUAACUCAAGCUGGGAGAGGGAGAGGGAGAUUGGAGUUGCAAGGAAGUUGGGUCCAGAAGCAGCAUCUUCCUUUCCUUUUACUGGUAACAAAUGCCAGCCUCCAAUUCCUCCAUGCAUGGAGCAGGGUGGGUGGUACUCCCAUCAUUUCAGGGUCACACCACUUCUGUUAUGCGGUUUCAAGCUGUUGUAAGCAGUUGUUAUUACAAUACUACCUCUAGCUCUUUAGGGAGCAAUAGCAGACAAGACACUGGGGAAGUGGAGGGAGG
Messenger RNA from Candoia aspera, 2189 nucleotides. RefSeq names its product cytochrome P450 4B1-like. Gene Ontology annotation, molecular function: monooxygenase activity; iron ion binding; heme binding. NCBI's taxonomy places the organism in Eukaryota, Metazoa, Chordata, Lepidosauria, Squamata, Candoiidae. The record is from RefSeq and is a predicted model, not a curated record. The transcript has 13 exons. Bases 259 to 1776 code for a protein of 505 amino acids.